Messenger RNA from Schizosaccharomyces octosporus yFS286, 1621 nucleotides. RefSeq names its product UbiE family methyltransferase. Gene Ontology annotation, molecular function: methyltransferase activity. Lineage: Eukaryota; Fungi; Ascomycota; Schizosaccharomycetes; Schizosaccharomycetales; Schizosaccharomycetaceae. Bases 570 to 1379 code for a protein of 269 amino acids. The transcript has a single exon. The record is from RefSeq and is a predicted model, not a curated record.
GUUACUAAGAAAGCGCUCUGUAACGCUAACUUCCUCAUUCCAAAUGUGGAUAUUGAGAGUACCUAAACACCACUUUAAAAGAAAGUGAACUGAAUUAAUAAAUUUACGGAACCUAUAAAAAUCCCUAAAUACAAAAACUGAACAUACCACUGGUUCUUGUUCACUUCUGUUUACAUUAAGCGUGAUGGGAACCAUUACAGUUUGUUGGUUUCUUUCUCUAUGAUAUCCACUUUGAAUGGGUACCUUCACGUUAAAUAACUAUUGUCAUAUCGACUUCAAAACUAAAUAUAAAUAAAACAGUUUACAAACCAAAAACAUACUCCCUAUAACUUUAUGAAAUAUGUUUAUUUACUUUCAUGUUAACGGUCUACAAAAAUUUCGCAUCCUAUGUUCAUUUCACUGCUUCUUCAUCACCCUAAUGGAAGCAAUUCGGAAGUAAAACGAUCCGAGAUAUAGAAACCAUCUUCAGCUAGAAGUGUUCUGACAAACGUCAUAAUCAACAGCUUAGUAUAUAAAGUAGGUCUAUGUCUUGCUAAAUAAACGGUCGCUUUAUUAUAGGAAAACGAAACAUGGGAACUGAACAAGAUUAUUAUUCAAAAGGAUUUGAUAAAAAUAUCUCCAACACUCAUGCUUGGAGAACGGCUGAGAACAGUUGUGCUUACUUACUUAAACAUCUAAAACGCACUGACAAAAUACUAGACGUAGGAUGCGGACCUGGUACCAUAACCACGGACCUGGCACGAUAUGUCCCCAAUGGAGAGGUUAUAGGGGUUGAACCCAUACAAGAAUUCGUAGAUCAAGGAAACGCUAAAAGCUCAGAAUUAAAUCUUCGAAACUGCCAUUUUCAAUUUGCUAGCGGAGAUAAUCUUCCAUUUGAGGAUAAUACAUUUGACGUUGUCCAUGCCCAUCAAGUGUUAAUACAUAUUGCAAACCGAGUAGAUGUGUUAAAAGAAAUGAGACGAGUGGCCAAACCUGGUGGUCUUAUUUGUAGUAAAGACGCUGAUCUUGAAACCGCUCAGGUGUAUCCAGCAAAUAUCUGCGAAGUGUUACGAUUUCAAUUUCUCGCAAAAUCAGAACAUUCAUCAACACAUCCACAAGCUGGAAGACAUCUUCGACAGUGGGCUAUUGAGUCUGGGUUUAGUUCUAAAGACAUUUUAUCAAGUGGCUCUCUUUGGUUUAUUGCAAAUGAAGAAGACCGCAAACUGUUUGCAGAGAUGUACAAAGAGCGUGCUCUACAUUCGACUGAAUCGAUCGUUCCUUCUAAUGCCGAAGAAGACUUGAAAAAACGACAUGAAAUAGCACAAGCUUGGGAUGAGUUUAUGAAAAACCCUUCCUGUUGCUACUACUUGAUGCAUGGUGAAAUUGUCUGUAAGAAAUAAACGUUUUGGUUUACUACUGUUAUUAUUAUUAUUGUUACUGCUAUCUACGGAAUCCCUCGAAGUCGCCGAAAAGUAUUUUAAACCCAAGGUGUGUUGGAAGAAACAGUAAUAUAUAAUCAGAUUAUAAAGCUGUUUUAAAUUUGCGCACUCUUGUGCUGUGCUCUAUAAAAGAGUACUAUUGAUAACAGUACAGAUCAAGAGUCUUCCAUUUCUAUCUCAUCGCAUCAAAACUAUAUUCGGCA